Penicillium olsonii is the source of this 1134-nucleotide messenger RNA. NCBI's taxonomy places the organism in Eukaryota, Fungi, Ascomycota, Eurotiomycetes, Eurotiales, Aspergillaceae. The record is from the annotation of a GenBank genome assembly.
AUGAUAUCGAUCUCCCAUCACUUACGGUUGAUACAAAAGCUGGCUGCUUCGCCUGCUCCACAUGAGCCCUCAGCUCCGGGCCCAGAUACCAAUGGUGCUCGCGUAGCAUCCACCCCGUCAUCGCAAGAACAGGAUGACAGAAAGUACGAUCCUAUGACACUUGAUGGAAUACCUCUUGGAGGACCACCGCAACCACCAUCUCCGCCACCACCGCCUCCUCCCCCUCCUCCUCCCCCUCCUCAUCCUCAUCCUCCGCAUCCUCACGCUCACCCCAAACCACCAGUUCCUCAUCCUCAUCCCGCUCCUCAUCCCCAUCCCCAUCCCCACCCCCAUCAAAAUCAUGAUCAAUUUGGCAUCUCCUACUCCCCCUACAAGGCAGACCGUUCCUGCAAGAACCAGGAAGAAGUAAACCACGACCUAGACAGACUUUCGCAAUACUCGUUCAUUCGAAUUUACGGCACCGACUGCGAUCAAACCAAGACAGUAGCCAAUGCCGCACGACGACACAACAUGCGUGUCUUUGCUGGAGUUUAUGAUCUCACUGGCUUCCCUGGCAGCUUGAGCGCCAUCAGUGACGUCGCCAAAGGUCCAGACGGCAAACCUGACUGGUCUAUCUUCCACACCAUAGCAAUUGGAAACGAGCUGGUCAACGGCGGCACUAGCGAGCCUGGCGAGGUCGUCAGUGCCGUCAACCAAGCUCGGUCCAUCCUCCGCGGACAGGGCUACAAAGGCCCCGUCGUCACAGUUGAUACCUUCUCUGUCCUUCUUGAUCAUCCGGAAUUAUGUACUGCAUCUGACUACUGUGCUGCAAACUGCCAUGCGUUCUUCGAUGCAACCCAGCACCCCGGUGGCGCCGGCGCCUACGCCCUCGAACAGGCGCGGAGUAUCUCAGCCGCCGCUAAUGGGAAACAUACCAUGAUCACGGAGUCUGGAUGGCCACAUGCUGGAGACGCAAAUGGGGUUGCGAUCCCAUCACCGCAUAACCAGCAAGCUGCACUCGACAGCCUGCGGAAGAGCUUUGACAACCGCCGGGGGGAUUUGGUGCUCUUUACUGCUUUUGAUGACUUGUGGAAGGAUGAUAAUAGUUAUACCUUUGGCGCGGAGAAGUUCUGGGGUAUUCAUGGGGGGCUCUAG